This is a messenger RNA of Cryptococcus deneoformans JEC21, 1598 nucleotides long. RefSeq lists its product as hypothetical. The transcript is spliced from 4 exons. NCBI's taxonomy places the organism in Eukaryota, Fungi, Basidiomycota, Tremellomycetes, Tremellales, Cryptococcaceae. Bases 132 to 1232 code for a protein of 366 amino acids. The record is from RefSeq and is a predicted model, not a curated record.
CUUGAAAAAAGCCGUUCGAAUUAAACGGCCUCUGGAGGUCGUUUAAUUCAUUUGACAAUUCAAACUCGCUCUUCGUGCUUCAGAAUGCAUGAUUUCAAGACGCACUCCGUUCAUCUCAACAAUCACCAAUCAUGCCCCCUAAAAGGCAGAACGAGAACGAGAAUCAAGCGUCUGAGGCGACUCAGAAGAAGCAGCGAAACUCCAACAAGCAAUGGGCGACAGAUACCAACAGCGAUGGUGUCUCGGCAGAGGAGCACGUUGCUGUAUGGUUGUCAACCAUUCCUGAGAAUGGAAGGCUCCCCAACUUUCAUAACUGGAAAACUGGUCAUGAGAAGAAGGAUUUUUGGUCGAGAAAGUGUCUACAGUACCUUACUGACAAUGGCUGCGACAGUCGACGCCAGUUUCAAAGUGUUGCUCUCAAAAUCAAUCAAAUUGUCGAGAGCUUCACUAAGGCAUCCCAGAUAGGGACCGGGACUGGUGCUGGGGCGAUGGAGAUCGACGACGAGAGUCUCCUUGCUCAACGAAAGAAGGUUUGCCCCUUCUACGAGAUCCUUUUACCUGUCCUUGGCGACAGGGCCUCCGUCACUGCCCACCACGCCUCUUCGACCCUCCACGCCUCUCUCAAUCGUCCCGACAGAGAUCUCGCUGCCCUCGAUGGUUUGAUAGAGCGCCAAAGGGGCGAAAUGGCUGCUGAUGACUCGGAAGAUGAGUUGUCAGGAGAGGAUGGUGGUCUCUUUGGGGACGGUGCAGGUGAGGCUAGCGAGACCGAGUCAGAGGCAGAUGCUCCAAUCAUUGCAGCUAUCCGCAGGGAGAGCCGCUCUUCGUCUCAACCUGCACGGUCCUCAUCUGUGCUGGGCUCAGUGUCUACACCAAUCCGAGCCCAAACCCAGAGCCAGAGAGCAUCCAUAAGGUCUUCCAAGGCAAAGGCUGUCUCGGCAGAUGACAAGAUGGAUGAGCUGGUCAUGAGGCAGGAGGGCAACGACGAUCGGCGGCAUCAGGAGCUAUUGGCCGUUCAAGAACGGAAAAUCUCCGUGCAGGAGAAACAUCAUGCAGACAUGAUGAAUAUCGCGCAGGAGAAUGUGACGAUAGCACGGGAGAAUGCGGCGACAGAAAAGAUGAAGAUGUUGGCGGAGAGUUGGAACAGGAAGAUGGAGAUGCUGAUGAGGUCUGGGAAAAGUUGGGAGGAGGCGAAAGUUAUGGUGGGGCCUGAGCCUGGAGCUCCCUCUCUAUAAUUAUGAUAUGCAUUCUCAGUCGUCUCUUCCUCUCCCCUGCAGAUAUGAUCAUAGAAGAUCCCUGCGCUCUAUUUCCUGCAUUCGCUCCAUCACCCUCUUUCGCGUGAGAUUCGAAGCAUCUCUUGCAUCACGUGCCUCAUCCUCCUCUUCUUCCCUGUGCCGCUCUAACACCCUCUCCAUCCUUUCUUGCAUCCUUUCGAUGUCGAUGUAAUCAUCAGGUUCAUCAGCGUCACCAUCCAGUCGAUUGUACCAAUCACCUGUGUCAAUGAGCAGAUUGUGCAAUACCACACAGGCCCGGAUCCAGCAUGUCGCAACGCCUUCAUCUCUGACAUUGCGAAUCUUCACGCGAAGGCUCCUAAGACUCUG